This is a messenger RNA of Corylus avellana, 1680 nucleotides long. Its product is annotated as IAA-amino acid hydrolase ILR1-like 4. Gene Ontology annotation, molecular function: IAA-Ala conjugate hydrolase activity. Gene Ontology annotation, cellular component: endoplasmic reticulum. The record is from RefSeq and is a predicted model, not a curated record. Lineage: Eukaryota; Viridiplantae; Streptophyta; Magnoliopsida; Fagales; Betulaceae. Gene Ontology annotation, biological process: auxin metabolic process.
UGAGGUCACCUUCUUCAGAUUUUGUCACUUUUCUGCUUGGUACUUGCCAGUUGCCACGCCUGUCCACCCACCAUCCCCCAAAACCAAAACAAACAAACACUGCUACUUUAGCUCCAUUCACACCAAACACAUUGACCAAACCUCCUCAUCUUCCAAUUCAAUCUCAAGUCCCAGAUUUUGUUUUGCAGGAUUCAUGGGUUUCUGCAAAUCGGUCUGUUUGAUUUUCAUUCUCCAUGCGUUUCUGCCCCUGCCCAUUUUUUCUUCAAGGCCCUCUGUGAGCCCGGAAGAGUUGGCUCAAAUCCCAGUGAACUUCCUUGACUUUGCCAAAAAAACAGAGCUGUUUGAUUGGAUGGUGGGUAUUAGGAGGAAGAUUCAUGAAAACCCAGAACUCGGGUUUGAGGAAUUUGAGACCAGUAAGCUUAUCAGAGCUGAGCUUGACCAGAUGGGCGUCUCCUACAAGCACCCGUUUGCUGAAACCGGUGUUGUUGCCUAUAUUGGGACCGGUUCACCGCCUUUUGUUGCAAUCCGAGCGGAUAUGGAUGCUCUUGCUUUGGAGGAGAGUGUAGAGUGGGAGCAUAAGAGCAAAGUUCCUGGGAAGAUGCAUGCAUGUGGGCAUGAUGCCCAUGUUACCAUGGUUCUUGGUGCUGCGAAGAUUCUUCAAGAGCAUCGCCACGAGUUACAGGGAACGGUAGUACUUGUUUUCCAACCGGCCGAGGAGGGAGGUGGAGGAGCAAAGAAAAUGUUAGAUGAUGGAGCACUGGAUAAUGUUGAAGCCAUUUUUGGGCUUCAUGUUUCUGCUGCUCACUCUAUUGGUGCAGUGGCCUCCAGGUCUGGUCCUCUUUUAGCCGCGAGUGGUUUCUUUGAGGCAGUAAUAAGUGGAAAGGGAGGUCAUGCAGCCAUUCCCCAGCACACAAUAGACCCAAUCUUAGCAGCUUCCAAUGUAAUUGUUAGCUUGCAACAUCUUGUUUCACGCGAAGCCGAUCCCUUGGAUUCACAGGUGGUUACAGUCUCUAAAUUCCAAGGAGGUGGUGCAUUCAAUGUUAUCCCGGAUUCCGUCACAAUUGGUGGCACUUUCAGGGCAUUCUCAAAAGAAAGUUUUAUCCAACUUAAAGAAAGAAUUGAAGAGGUUAUAACAAAACAAGCCAGCGUACAAAGGUGCAAUGCAACUGUCAUCUUCAAUGCCAGUGAGAAGCCCUUUUACCCAGUGACUGUAAAUGACAAAGAUCUGCAUGAGCAUUUCUGGAAAGUUGCGGGGGACAUGCUGGGCACCCAGAACAGGUUAGAAAUGCAACCGCUGAUGGGAUCAGAAGAUUUCUCAUUUUAUGGGGAGGUGAUUCCAGGAUAUUUCUUCUUCCUUGGGAUGAAGAAUGAGACUCAAGGACGGUUUGAAUCAGGGCAUUCACCAUACUUCAGGGUUAACGAAGAUAUUCUUCCAUAUGGAGCAGCUUUACAUGCAUCAUUAGCCACAAGGUACCUCCUGGAAAAGCAAUCCAAACCUAAUCCACCAAAGGGGAGCUUUCAUGAUGAACUGUGAACUGCUGAAGAAAGAUUGUGAGUGAAAGGCUUUUUUUGAUUGAUAUAAAGCACUGCCACAAUUUUGAAUUGCAUGUAAAUCUUGACACUGGAAUCUGCAACCCCUGUAUAUUUAACUUAUCAAUCAUUUAAGACAACCUCUCUCAA